Messenger RNA from Paramuricea clavata, 2471 nucleotides. The record is from the annotation of a GenBank genome assembly. Lineage: Eukaryota; Metazoa; Cnidaria; Anthozoa; Malacalcyonacea; Plexauridae.
AUGCGCGGGAGAAUUUCCAUCCCUGGACCGUUUGUUAGUGCAACUCUCUACCAACUGAGGUAUUAUGUCAAGUCGCCAGUUAAUAUUACUAUUCGACUGACUGAUCAAGUUCCAAAAUCUGUUUCUUGUAGACGAACCGUCGUAAUCAAAGUACUAAAUGUGGACAUCAAAUUUCAGAAACCCGUUAAAGGGACAGACCUUGAUUGUAAUUUAUUUUAUUCUUUUCCAACAAAAGUUGCUCGCGCUGAUGAAGAGACACCAGUUGACGUUGCUCCCAAGAUGGAGGAUCAGCCAGAGACCGCUGACGUGGUGGCUGACGAAGAACGAACGGAGGCUGACACGGAAAACAGCGAAGUCGAGACUGAAAGCGACGAAGAAGAGGCGGAAUUAGGUGAUGCCCAAGAGGAUGAAGAGGUCGAAGAAGAUGAAGGUAGGCGUCUAAUUCUAAUAUUGAGCACAUGGUGGGGGAAAGAAUGUUCAUUGAGAAAAAAUCUAUUUUCUAGCUAUGCGUAUAUCUUUACAUCGAUAACUUGAAAUAACAUUAGCGAUACAACAUGCAUCAAUAUGGCCGUCAUUGUCCAUUUUUGGAUGGCAUAUGCACUUUCAUACAUUUGACAUAUCAAGAUUUCAGGGAAUCGCACUUGCUGUAUUACCGAAAUCAGUAGAGCGUCUUUUUCGGAAGUUGAAAAGACAGUCAGAAGCCAGUAGAAUGCAGCGUGGAACUUGUACGUUAUUUUACUUAUUAGUAACUUUAUUUAGUUUGACAAAUUGCCAAUGGCUCGUCAGCGCAAAACAAGUUUUCGAGCAAAGGGUGAACAUUUGUUCAUGGGAAGACACUAGGAGAAGAAAUGCAAACCAAAUAAAGUUACUAAUAAGCAAAAUAACAUACAAGUUCCACGCUGCAUUUCUUCACCGUGAAGUCAAAAAACAUGAAAGUUUCUACUGGCUUUUGACUGUCUUUUCAACUCCCGGAAAAGACACUCUACAUAUUUCGAUAAUAACCAUUGUUGAACAAUUGAAAAGUUUGAAGAUUAGGUCAUUCGAGCGACAAGCCUAAAAAAGGUUAACCGCAAUAACCAUGGGCUCACUUUAACUUAGUACAAUAUACAUGAAAUUGCCGUUAGAAUCGAGAAGAGUCGACUAUGUACUUCGCUUUGUCAGACUACCGCAGCAGAAUAGCAGUGUUGCUGGCUCUUUCUGGCAGUGGGCCUAUAAUCUUGGUUAAGACUAAAGAAAUUAAUAUAAUUUAGCUACUGUACACCCGAAAUUUCCUUCCACAAAUGCUCCAACAUAUUAUCCAUGUAUAUUUAGAUAUACUUAAUUAAUUGGAUUUUCGUUUCUUUCUAUCAGACAUCGCGCAAAUAGGAGUUAAUAGAACAGAAAAAGAUAGAUAAUAUAACUAUGUAUAGUUUGAAUAAGUUCAUAUUUAGGAAAUAACAAACCAUUAAAAAUAUACUCCUUUCUUUAGACGAAACCAGUUAUAUCUCCGACGACGAUCCCGAGAAACGAGGUCAGCCAUUUCUCACAGUUAUCACAGAAUAUUUCUAAAUUUAUAUUCUUUGUUGAAAUAUUUAUUGAAAGGGAUAUUGUGACCUCAGGUUGAGUUUAAAGUGCGCCAGAUACUGUUUUUGUGCACAAAACUCUCAACUUUUAGCAGAUCUAACAUAUAUUUUUGGUGCUCUUUCAUAAAUCGUCCUAACUAAAUUUUAUUCCUGAUUCAAUUUUUCCAUUUCGAUCGACCUAAAAUAUUUAAGUUAAACUAGACGUAAACCGGGUCAGAGCAGCGGAACCAGUCAGUCAGUUCUAUCUCUAAUAACAAAACAAUAGCUUUGCAUUGAAUAAGUCAUAUUCCAUCCAACCACCUGUUCUCCUAACAACCUUGAAUAUGGUAUUUCAAACCCUGCAUGCAGUGUUUCUAAAUUAUUCUGCCUUGAUAAAAUCCUACUAUAGCCUUUCUAAAGCUGUAUUACGUUUACAUGAUCGUAAACACAGGGCCUGAUUUCAAUGCGUUCCAAACAUGUCAUCAAGGCUUGUUUUGCCAUCGUCUCAGUUUCUAAUCUCGGAACUUAAUGGCAUUUACGUAAGGCUUAUUAAAGCUUUAUGUUUAUCAAUUCUCUACAGUGUAGUUUAAAUAUUCAGGUUGGGUAUGCAGACGAUACAGGAAAGGUAAACAUUGGUGUAAGGCUUGUGGAUGUCGACGUGGAUGUAAAGCCAAAGUGUGCUCUCGACGUGUCUGCAAACGAGUCAGAUGUACUAGGAGAGUAUGCCGUAUCGUAAUCAAAUACAGGAUCGUUAGAUACAAAUACCGCAACCCUUAUUACAAAGGAUAUGGAAGUCUCUACUUGUGGAAGACCAAAAAGGUUCCAUACAAAGUUCGUGUCUGCAAAAAUGUGCGAAGUUUCUGCCCCAAAUGUUACAACCAACGUUACAAUUGUGGUCGUGUUUGCCGCCACAUAUGUAAAUUCAGAAAG